Macrobrachium nipponense is the source of this 474-nucleotide messenger RNA. Its product is annotated as integumentary mucin C.1-like. The transcript has a single exon. The record is from RefSeq and is a predicted model, not a curated record. NCBI's taxonomy places the organism in Eukaryota, Metazoa, Arthropoda, Malacostraca, Decapoda, Palaemonidae. Bases 1 to 474 code for a protein of 157 amino acids.
AUGAAAGGCCAGAACCCCCAAGACCACCACAGAACGUUGCAACAGCAACACAAACCACCCCCACAACACAUCAUCAUAACCCUCACACCUACCACAACAAAACCCACCCACACAAACAACAACACCCACAACAAACAUCACAUCCUCAGCAACCAACGGAAUACAACCACCUCCACUACAGCAACAACAACCACAGCAACACAGACACAAGAACCCAGACAUAGGCAGCAGAAACCCCCCACCAAUCAGAGACGCAAUCCACCUACACAACAAAAGCAAACCACACCCCACAACAAGACCAACAACGGAACACAUACCACAGAGACCCCAGACAGACACAAAACCAAGACACAAACACACACCCACACCUGCCUCAAACCCCAUGUCUUCUACUCCACAUCAACUCGGAAAACACCCCUACUUCCCACCCCACCCAAUCACAUGACACACCCCCCACCCCCACUCCACCCGUGA